Messenger RNA from Boleophthalmus pectinirostris (great blue-spotted mudskipper), 1665 nucleotides. RefSeq names its product meiosis-specific nuclear structural 1 (gene mns1). Gene Ontology annotation, cellular component: motile cilium. Gene Ontology annotation, biological process: cilium organization. The record is from RefSeq and is a predicted model, not a curated record. Lineage: Eukaryota; Metazoa; Chordata; Actinopteri; Gobiiformes; Gobiidae. The transcript has 10 exons. Bases 139 to 1632 code for a protein of 497 amino acids.
UAGCAACUCGACGCCUAACAUAGACGUGUUGCUUAUUACUCGUCUCUUUGAGUGAAUAGAUUCUUUUGACAAACCAAAAGUUUUCAGUCUGUAGAAGAAAUAAUUUGGGAAACUGCAUAAGGGGAUAUUAUUACGGAAAUGUAUCGCAACGCAGGUUGGUCUUACAACGAGCAGCGGCUUAUAAACUUGCAGUUACAAGAACAGCAACUACAAGAGGCGAAAAUACGUGUAAGGAAAGACCGCCAACUACAGGCGAGUCUGCGGGACGAGGAGAGCUUUGAGAGGCGAAGGUACAUGCGGCAGGUGCAGCAGGAGCACAAGGAAAGACAAAUGGAAAGCGCCAUUCUAAAGGCAGAGGAAGAAAGAAUAAAUAGACAAAUCCAGGCACAACAGGAGGAAAGAAUUGCAAAAGAGCUUGCACGCAUCGGUUAUGAAAAGCAAAGAGAUGAAAAAAUUCGUCAGCAUAUUAAAGAGAACAGCACGGAGCUCAGGGAACUUGAGUCAAAAUUAAGAUCUGCGUACUUGAACAAGGAGAGAGCUGCACAAAUUGCUGAGCAAGAAGCCAUGAGAUAUGAGACAAUGCGAUCUGAAGCAGAGUUUGCAUGUAAGAUGAAAAGGGAAGAAGAGCAGGCUAAACUUGAGGAACAAAAACUGCAAACAAGACGGCAUGACGAGCUGCUGCAUUAUCAAAAAGAGUUGGAUGAGCAGCUCUUGGAGCGUGAGCACAAGAGACAAGAGGCUUAUGAGGAGUUCCUCAAAGAAAAGCUUUUGGUUGACGAGAUUAUUAGGAAGAUUUAUGAGGAGGAUCAGAUGGAAAGACAGCUGAAGUUGGAGAAGGUCAAAGCCACUCAACAACACAUUGAAGAGUUCAAGAGACAGCAGGCUGAAUGGAGACGCAUGGAGCAGGAGCAGAUGGACGCUGAGAACAGGCGAAUUCUGGAGUAUGCAAGGCGCCAGCAGCAGAAGGAGGCAAACCAAAAGGCCAUGAAUAAAGAACGGGAAGAAGCUAAGGAGAAACUUCACAAACUAUUGUCUGAGAAGAUAGAUGAAGAACGGCAGCAGCGGGAAGACAUGGAGCGAAUGCGUGAAGAGCUUUACUUAGAGGAACAGGAAGAGGCCAACAGACAAAGAGAUAUUGAGGAAAUGGAGAAGAAGAUCCGUCAGCGGCUGAUGAUGCAGCAGACUUGUCAGCAGCAAAUGGCUUUCAAAGAAAUGCAAAGGCAAGCAGAGAGAGAAGAAGAAGAAGCUUUCAGAAAAAUUAUGCUGGCUAAGUUUGCAGAGGAUGACAGAAUAGAGCAGAUGAACGCCCAAAAACGACGUAUGAAGCAGCUGGAACAUAAACGUGAGGUGGAGAAACUCAUAGAGGAGCGCAGACGGCAGCAUGAGGCCGAUAAGGAGCUUGCAGCAAAAGUAAAGGCACUUGAGGAAGAGAGGGAGGCAUUGCACAUGAAAAUCAUUGAAGAAGAGCGACAAAAACUCCUUAAACGACAUGCAAAACAACUACUUGGUUACCUACCUAAGGGCUUGCUUCGUGUUGAUGACCUAGAGUAUUUAGAUGAAGACUUCAGAAAAAACUUUCAAACCCGGCAGGCUGAUAUCUUUUCUGAAGAUGGAUGGGAGGAUCAUGACUAAUGCCUUAUUGCCACUAGAGGGCACUUAAGGGCU